Molecule: messenger RNA, 7015 nt
Organism: Neogale vison (American mink)
Lineage: Eukaryota; Metazoa; Chordata; Mammalia; Carnivora; Mustelidae
Gene: GLIS3
Product: GLIS family zinc finger 3
Exons: 10
Coding region: 752-3202 (816 amino acids)
Biological process (GO): regulation of transcription by RNA polymerase II
Cellular component (GO): nucleus
Molecular function (GO): DNA-binding transcription factor activity, RNA polymerase II-specific; RNA polymerase II cis-regulatory region sequence-specific DNA binding
Source: RefSeq, a predicted model, not a curated record
UGUCUGACGGGGAGUGGGAGCAGGGGUGGGCUUGGAUUCUGGACCGCCAAGGACCUGGGGCCUCCUGUGAGUGCUGCGAGCAAAAUGAUGUAGUCAGAUGCCAUCCAGGAUCUGCGAUAAUUAGUAAGAGUUUUCCUGAACCUCUUUUCACUAUAAUAAGAAAGAGGGGGGAGGGAGUGAGAGCUAAAGCUCUCGGUGUUCAGGUUAAAUGUUAACUCCUUUGUGUAGUUAACAACUAACUCACCUUUUUCUUUUGCAAAAAGUGAAAAGAGAAGGAGGAAACACAAUGCAGCAGGAAUCACCUAACUUAAAAAAAAAAAAAAAAUCCCAUUUGCUUUUGUGGUUGCUUGUGUUCGAGGUGAUACCUACGCAGCAAUUAGAAAGAUGUCUGCAAACUUGAACCUCGGACUGCAGACUCACCUCUGUGCGCUCCCCGUGUGGCUUCGGCAGGGUUCUCAGAGCCUUAGCUAUUUUCGAACACAUUCCUAGUUUAGCCAUUAGAAAAUUAUGGGUUUUAUUUGUAUAAACUCAGCGGCUAAAACAGCACUUCCAGAAAGGUGGGUGAGCUCAUCGCCGCCGUCUGAACCAGGCAAGUUAAUGACCUGCCCAGCAUUGUUUGUGCGGCCAGCGCUGGCUGGCUGACUUCACCCGCGUUUCCACUUGAAGGGAGACAUUGUUUCCUUGGCUGCACUUGUCAGAUGCUUUUCUCUUCGGCACACCAGCCUUUGCUAAAUGUCCUAGCUGUCCCUGAAUGUGCCCGCCGGGACCCUGUGAAGCCGAAGAGCCAGGGGCUCUUGGCUUUGGGCCUCAGUGCAAGUCCAUUGGAAAAGGCAGCUGCAACAAUCUAGUGGUCAGCAGCAGUGCCAUGAUGGUUCAGCGACUGGGACCCAGUUCACCUCCAGCAAGCCAGGUCUCUACAGCAUGCAACCAGAUCAGGCCUAGCUUACAGAGGGCACUGAAUGCUGCCAGCCUGCAUGUACCUCCUUCAGAUACCAGGUCCCUUAUUUCUCGGGAGUCUUUCGCAUCCACGACUUUGAGUCUGACAGAAAGUCAGUCAGCCUUGACUGUGAAGCAAGAGUGGUCCCAUGGCUACAGGGCUCUCCCGUCGCUGUCCUCCAGCCACAGCUCCCAGAACGGCAUUGAUCUAGGGGACCUCAUUGGCCUUCCUCCUGGGACAGCCAUGUCCAGCAAUAGCGUCUCCAACUCCUUGCCGUCCUACCUUUUCAGCAUGGAAAGCAGCCACUCUCCUUACCCGAGUCCCCGGCACUCGUCGGCCAGGUCCCACUCCGCCCGCUCCAAGAAGAGAGCGCUGUCGUUGUCCCCGCUGUCCGACGGCAUUGGGAUAGACUUCAAUACCAUCAUCCGCACGUCGCCCACGUCGUUGGUCGCCUACAUCAACGGGUCGAGGGCCUCCCCGGCCAACAUGUCCCCCCAGCCCGAGGUCUAUGGGCACUUCCUGGGGGUGCGUGGCAGCUGCAUCCCCCAGCCGUGCUCGGUGCCAAGCAGCCAGAAGGGCGUGCGGGUGGCCAGCGGCGGCCCGGCUCUCCCGGCCUACGAGGAGGACGGCCUGCUGGAGUACGAGCGCAUGCAGCAGCUGGAGCGCGGAGGCCUCCAGCCAGGGCCGGUCAACAACAUGGUGGUGCAGCACGGCCUGCCCAACCCCGACAGCCAGCCAGGGGGCCUGCUGAAGACGGAGCGCCUGGAUGAUUUCCCGGGUGGCGCCCUGGAUCUGCCCCAUGAACCCCCCCUGCCUCCUCUGCCCCCGCCUCCCCAGGGCCCGCCGCCGCCCUACCACUGUCACCCCCAUGCGCACCACCAGGAGCUGGUAGCCCGUGCCCAGCCGCUGGCCCUUCCCCAGGCUGCCUUGGAGGAAGACGGGGAGAUGGAGGACGUUGGGGGCAAACACUGCUGUCGCUGGAUCGAUUGCAGCGCCUUGUACGACCAGCAGGAGGAACUGGUGCGGCACAUCGAGAAGGUCCACAUAGACCAGCGCAAAGGUGAAGACUUCACUUGCUUCUGGGCCGGCUGUCCUCGAAGGUACAAGCCAUUCAACGCCCGGUAUAAACUGCUCAUCCACAUGCGAGUGCACUCCGGGGAGAAGCCCAACAAGUGCACGUUUGAAGGUUGCAAGAAGGCCUUUUCCAGGCUUGAGAAUCUCAAGAUUCACUUGCGGAGCCACACAGGCGAGAAGCCGUAUCUCUGCCAGCACCCGGGCUGUCAGAAGGCCUUCAGUAACUCCAGCGACCGUGCCAAGCACCAGAGGACGCAUCUGGACACUAAACCUUAUGCUUGUCAAAUUCCAGGAUGCACCAAACGCUAUACAGACCCAAGUUCCCUACGAAAGCAUGUGAAGGCACAUUCUUCCAAAGAUCAACAAGCAAGGAAAAAGUUGCGAUCCAGCGCAGAACUCCACCCCGACCUGCUCUCGGACUGCCUCACCGUGCAGCCCCUGCAGUCGGCCCCCUCCCCGCACGACGCUGCUGCUGACGGGGCAGUGGGAUGCUCCCCCGGGCCGGGGCCUGACCUCUAUCCAGCCUCCAUCUUCUCCAGCAGUCAUUCAGGCCGAAGCGGAGCAGCUGCCGGGGCCGUGCCUCCCCCGCACGCCGUCGGCCACCCUUCUCCGGGACAGAACGUGCAGGGGAGCCCCCACAACCCCGCCUCCCAGUUACCCCCGCUCGCAGCUGUGGACGCGGGAGCCGAGAGGUUUGUACCUUCUGCCCCAUCUCCUCACCACAUCAGCCCCCGGAGAGUUCCAGCUCCUUCUUCAGUGAUGCAGAGAACGCAGCCUCCGCACACCCAGCCGCCUGCAGGUGGGCCACACCUGAAGUCUUACCAGCCGGAAACAAACUCUUCCUUUCAACCAAAUGGAAUCCAUGUCCAUGGAUUUUAUGGGCAGCUGCAGACAUUCUGCCCGCCCCAGUACCCCGACUCCCAGAGAACCGUGCUGCCCAGCAGCCCCUGCGGUGGGGCGCCUUCCUUCGAGGACUGCCUGGCCCCCACGCCCAUGGGGCAGGCCGGCUUUGAUGUGUUCCACAGAGCCUUCUCCGCUCACUCGGGCAUUGCAGUGUAUGACCUGCCCUCGGCGUCCUCGAGCCUCUUCGGAGAGUCCCUUCGCAGCGGGCCUGAAGACGCCACGUUCCUGCAGAUCAGUGCCGUGGACCGCUGUCCUAGCCAGCUCUCCUCUGUCUAUACUGAGGGCUAAACGCUCGCCUGGCCUCCGCUCCCGCUGGCAUCCGGAACCUUUGUGUCGCUUGUCGCCUUUUCCUUUCCCGUCCUCGUAGGCUGCGUGGGGAGGAUGUCCUCCCCCUCGCGGAGGCUGCAGACUCACAGCUGUGCCUCUGGAAGGCAGGGCGGGUCGGAGCCGGGCGUCGCAGGAAUGUCUGCCGCGGCUGCGCCUUCUCUCUGGGCUCGCUGGUGACCAGCAGGACUGUCUUCUCAAAGGGAAUUUAGAGUCGCUCUCCCGGACACCUGUGACUUCCGGCUGUCAGCUCAGAGGACACCAGUGAAAUGAUGCGUGUGUGCAGAUACAGUCUGGGGACCCCCGUUGCCCAGACUCCAGAUAGGGAAGGACAAGCCAGAUUGCCAGAAGCACAGUGAACUGCUCCCCCACCGCUCACCAUCCCCGCUGGCUCCCGCGAAACCAGGCACCGAGGGAAACCUGCCGCCAAAGCAACAGCGUGGGCUCAGCUCCUGGAGCAGCCCCGGUUCCUGGCCCCGGCCCCAGCCUGGCAGCCCCAGGAGCGGCUGCCUCUCUCCUCGCACCAUGCCCGUGCUAACCAACUGCUUUGCAAUAUUUCUCCAAAAGCAAAAUAAGAAGGUUCUGUGAAGCACAGUCCUUUGAAAGGCACUACAGCUUUUUUAUAUUCCAGCAACUUAUCUUCGUUCUUUUAUUUUUAAAGACUUGUUAUUUACGUCUACUUUUAAAGGAAAAAAGUAUAUAUAUAGUGGUCUGUUCUUUGGAUGCAAAGAAUUCUUGUAAUCACCCCAGUCACGUCCAUUUUGCCACCGCUGUAGCUGGUCCUGGCCCCGCCUCACCGUGCCUGUGAGCCCCCCCUGGGACGGGAGUUUCCUAUUUCACAAAAGCCACCCGAGGGAAACGGGCUGAGCCCAGCCCCCUCCCCGGGGCUGUAGCAGAAAGGGACUCCACCUCGAAGACCUCGUUCCACGGAAAAGAUCGCUCGACUGCUUGUCCCAUUGCCUCCGCUCGGCGCUGUGCCGAGUCGUCCUCUGUAGAAGAUGGGAGAGCAGGGCCCCCUGAGCUGAGAUCUUGGGUUCUCUCAGAAAACCAGACUAGAGGUGCCCGAUGUCCAGUGAUUGCGCACAGCUUCUGCUCACCUCCUUUCGGAUACCUGCUCACCCGUCUGUCUGUCCCUCCCCCGCACUGUCCUCUCCUCCUCAUUAUUCUCACCUCCUGCUCGUCUGCCUUCAGUCAUGCCCACCCGCCCUCGCCUGAUCAGCUCUCGCAAGGUCGCCCUGAGGCAGGUAGAGGGAAAGUUCAGGGAAGGUAAGCAGACGUUCACUUUUUUCCUGAAACUCUCAUUCGAGGGCCUGGAAUGUUCACAGAGCGCUUGGUCGUUUGAUAGCAACCCUGAGUAGGGAGCCACUUUCUGGGAUGUGUUUACAAAGCUCUUAAAAAGAUCUAAAGUCUGACCCAUAGGCCCUAAAAAGUAGGCAAACCCCAAAGACACGGGGUAAAGCCUGAUAUUCCAGGAAUGUCACAUUUCAUUUUCUUUCCUCUCGAAAAAUCAAGCAGAGCUCUUUGCCCCACUGACAUCAUUACAGUCUCCAGGGAGGGUUCACGGGCGCGGUGUCAGGCUUGGGAUCUGGGGACCCUUUGUCUCCCGACAGGCAAGUCGUUGCAGUCGGGCUGCGCGGCUGGACCUGAUCCCCACGUGCCACAGAGUGAGGGGACUGACGAGCCACGCAUGGGGGCCGCUUUUCCAGGACCCGCGGUCAGUCCACUCCCUCGGACUCGUGAGCUCUGAUCUGAGAAAGGCCACCGUGUCCUGAGCUGCACAGGAGGGAGGUCACUCGCUUUACAAAACUCUGCUCCGCUUUGCGAGGGAAGGCUCCCAGGCUUCCCAGUCUGCGGGUGGGCUGCCAGCGUCCUUGCAGACUCGGUGGGUUCUGCCCCUUGGUCUAAACCAGGACACGGGCAUGCUAGUGUUGCCGUCCCUCGUGUGUCCUGUGUCCCCCCUGGAAGGGGAGGCGAGUUCCCGUAGCCUUAGACACCGUGCCGGGCCUUAAAUAGGGAAGCCUCUCGGAGGAGCUCAGAACGUACUUCCUAUUUUGUGUGACGAGGAGGAAAAAGAUGAAAAGCCAGGGGUUUACUGCAGUGGCGGGAGCCCUGCCUUGUGGCUUGUAUCGCGUGAAGUGGACGGAAGGCGAGCCUCAGGCAUUCUGGAUGUCACUUCCUCUCUGGCUGGGGGAGAUGUUCCGCCCCAGUGUCGGUCUGACCCUGGCCUCGCGGCAGCCCCGCUUCUGGGGCGUCGGCGGGGAGCUGCACCUGCAGGGCCUCCUUCCUCAGCAGGAAGGAGACCGGCCCGGGGGGCACUGGUGUGAGCAGAGGGGGUGCGCGGGAAGCGGGGCCCAGCGCGGCCUGCAAGCUCGCGUCCCCUCACGUGGCCGUCGGUGUUUCCUGGUGGCUGCGACUCUGAGCUCGGCUCUCAGGGCCUGACGCGGUCAGGUUCCUGGGAGAUGGCGCGGGCCGUCCGUCGCUUCCAGAAUCUCACCCCACCUUCCUGUGAGUCCCUUGCCGGCUUUCACGGGGCCCAGGGUUCAGAGAUGCGUCCAUCAUCGUGUGUGCAGCAGUGAAAGUAGAAGCGUCAGGAAAUUCAUUCCCUUCCCUUUCCUGGCCCUUUUCUACUUGGUAUAACCAGCCAUUUUCAUAAAUAUCUGAGCAGAGAUUGUCAUUCCGCCUUUUUGAAAAAAAAAAACAAAAUAACAACAACAACAAAAAACAAAACCGGUGCUUGCGAAAAUACACAAAGCCCAAAGCCAAUUAUCCUAUUACAGUAAAAAAAAAAAAAAAAAAAAAUCAGUCUGUCGAGAGACAUUUCGUUUGCGGCAUCGUCUUAAUUCCCUAAAGGGGCCGCCUCAAAAUGUCAGCUGUAAUUUAGCCGCCCAUCAGCUGCUAAACAUUAUUAAGGAUUGCACUGGUCCUGUGGGGUGUCUCCCUUCACUAAACCCCAUCUCCCCCAGGUUGCAUAGGUGAUUCAAAAGCAGACGAAGGCCUUCAGAGAACCCACUGAUAGAGCGGAGUGUUGGUGGUGUGUUGUUUUUAAAUUCCCCGCUGUCAGGCGCGUUCCUAGGUUAGAGCAGAGGUAAAGGGCCAACUCCCCCGCCCAAGAACCUUGAUCCUCAAGUCACCUUGAAGUAUCGGGAAUAGUGACUGUGAAUGUCCAGUUUAAUUAUUUGGUAUUUUAUUUGACUGUUUGUGAUGUGUUCUAGCAGCAUUUUGGAAUGGCACUUUUUGUUGGUGGUGCGGGAUUUCCGCGGUUACUUUUUUCUUUUUCUUUCUUUCUUUUUUUCUUGCAAUGGAUAAAGCAAAAGAAAAAAAAAAACAAACACCAAAAACCAGUCAUUGGAGAAAUGGCGAAUGUAAAAAAGACGAGGAUUUAUUGUGUACAGACAGAAGACCAUCCUGUGUAAUGUUGCUGACAUAAAGCACUUUGGGGGGGAAAAGUGGAAAUCUGGUUUCCAUAAAUCACACAGACUCUUGUACAUGGCUAUACACUCACGUAGAGAAAUGAACUGCAUAUAUCAUACUGGAUAUGGGGCUGAUUUUUCUUUCGGGGCACAUCUGGUGCUUAUUGUCAUAAAUCUUUUAAAGAAUUAGGUACACUUUUUUUCUAUUAAUAUGUAUAGUUUUGUGAUUUGUCACAGUUAUGUUUCGUAUAAUCAUAAGUUAUUUCGUCUUGUUCAUGAAGUCCUUUUUUUUUUUUUUAAUGUCAAAAGUAAAAUGAAGGGAUUGUGCCCUUGGUACAGAAUAAAACUGGAACUGGAGAAAACCGCC